Molecule: messenger RNA, 2578 nt
Organism: Neoarius graeffei (lesser salmon catfish)
Lineage: Eukaryota; Metazoa; Chordata; Actinopteri; Siluriformes; Ariidae
Gene: pick1
Product: protein interacting with prkca 1
Exons: 13
Coding region: 169-1416 (415 amino acids)
Biological process (GO): receptor clustering; dendritic spine maintenance; regulation of Arp2/3 complex-mediated actin nucleation
Cellular component (GO): postsynaptic early endosome; neuron projection; synaptic vesicle
Molecular function (GO): protein kinase C binding; phospholipid binding; protein domain specific binding
Source: RefSeq, a predicted model, not a curated record
UUCCGGUGAGUUGCCGGAAGUACACAUCUCGAGAGGGAUGGAACAGCUGGAAACAUUUCUAAUCUCCGCUUUUAUUAUAAUUCAGAAGUAAAGGCGUGUGUGGUGAUGUGUUAAUAACCAGGGCUCGCUGCGCUCCGGAUCCUCCGUCACCAGGCGGUUUACGGUUUUAUGGAGACAACCCUGUACCCUGGAAUGUACUCCGACAUCAUGGACUACGAGCUAGAAGAAGAUAAGCUUGGGAUUCCCACAGUUCCUGGAACAGUGACGCUGAAGAAGGAUGCACAGAACCUCAUUGGGAUCAGUAUAGGGGGCGGGGCUCAGUACUGUCCCUGUCUCUACAUUGUACAGGUUUUUGAUAACACUCCAGCAGCACUGGAUGGGACAUUAGCAGCAGGUGAUGAGAUCACGGGUGUAAACGGUAAACCGGUGAAGGGCAAGACCAAGGUGGAGGUGGCCAAGAUGAUUCAGACUGUCCAGGGUGAAGCAGUGAUACAUUAUAAUAAACUGCAGGCCGACCCCAAACAGGGCAAAUCCCUGGAUAUUGUGUUGAAGAAGGUGAAGCACCGGUUGGUAGAGAACAUGAGCUCAGGAACAGCAGACGCACUCGGACUAAGCAGAGCCAUCCUCUGUAACGAUGGACUUGUAAAGAAACUGGAGGAACUGGAGAAAACUGCAGAGCUGUACAAAGGGUUGAUGGAACACAGUAAGCGGUUACUCAGAGCAUUCUUUGAGCUCUCACAGACACACAGGGCGUUUGGUGAUGUAUUCUCUGUGAUUGGUGUUCGGGAGCCUCAGGCUGCGGCCAGUGAGGCGUUUGUGAAAUUUGCAGAAGCUCAUCGUAACAUUGAGAAAUACGGCAUCCAGCUGCUCAAAACCAUCAAACCUAUGCUGCAUGAUUUGAAUACGUACCUUCAUAAAGCGAUUCCAGACACCAAGCUGACCAUCCGCAAAUACCUUGAUGUCAAGUUCGAGUAUCUGUCAUACUGUCUGAAGGUGAAAGAGAUGGAUGAUGAGGAGUACAGCUGCAUCGCACUGGGAGAGCCACUGUACCGGGUUAGCACAGGGAAUUAUGAGUAUCGUCUGAUUCUGCGCUGUCGACAGGAAGCUCGUUCUCGAUUCGCUAAAAUGCGUAAAGAUGUUCUGGAGAAGAUUGAGCUGCUCGACCAGAAGCACGUUCAGGACAUUGUAUUCCAGCUGCAGAGGUUCGUCUCGGGGAUGUCACGUUACUACGAUGAGUGUUACGCUGUGCUGAAGGAGGCCGACGUCUUCCCCAUCGAGGUGGACCUCUCACGCACUACCCUCAACUACACCGGUCCAAACUACGAGGACGAGGAUGAGGAGGGCGAGGAAGAGCGGGAGGAGGAGAAGAGUGAACAGACCGAGAAUGGAGCGGAGAAACUGAUCGAUGAUGAAUGAGUGAAGAACAGUGUGGGGGGGGGAGAGAUGUACUGAGGCAGAACAGUUGUAAAGAGUGUGUGUUUGUUAUAUUUUCUCACAUUCCUGCUGUGUGUGCGUUUAACUGUAAUCACAGACGAGGUAAUGAGCAACCCUUCAUCCAUGACGCUAACAAUUAAUCAGUCAGGACAUACAUGUCCUAAAUCCCUGUCCCACCCUGUGGAGCUUACUCAUUCCCUCACUCUGCCCUGCUGGACCACACCACCUUCUCUCACAGGCCAUGUGCUGCACUGACAGACAGUUAGGGAUGCAUCAGUACCGCUGGUUUUAGUGAACUGGUACUGAAAUUAGUAACUCAGCAUUAAUGAGUCAGGGACGGCACUGAACAUUGUACAGAGCUGUGUGUGUUGGCGUAGAGCAAUGCCACUGAGCAUGGGCAUUAAAAAAAAAAAAACCACGAGUGUGUGUGUGCUUUUAGAACUGAGGUGCUCUCAGGUGCAGCUGGCCACGCCCACUGACACUCCUCCCACUUCUUCCCCAGUCUGGCUAUUGAUGCGUCCUUCCAGUGUGAGAUUUGGGAUGGAACCUCACUCACACUGCAGAAACUGAAGUUUGCAGAAAACACGUUAAAUGGUUGUGUUCAUUUCCUAAACUGGGAUGCACCACGAAAUGACUUUCUCUCUCUAUUUCUGUCUGUCAGUUUGACACCAGCAGCUCCAGGAAGGUGGUCUGUGUUUCCCAGCUCUGUCCUCUCGGUCCUGCUCAUGGGCUUUGUUCCGAAUGUCAGCAUACCCUAGUGUACUGUAUGCAGUAACCCUAAAGAGGGUCGUGUCCCCCGGGUGGAGGAGGAUGAGGUGUUGGCUCUGCACUGUUUGGGACGCAGGGCUGGGUGUAAAUGGCUUUGUCCAUGUACAGAUUUAGAACAAUGGGUUAUCAAUUUCAGAAUGAACAUCAGCGCUUUAAUUCCUCUUUACUGUGUUGAAAUCAGUCUCUAUUAUUAUUAUUAUUAUUAUGGGUUUAUUUUCUCUCUGCUGAUUCCUGUGCCCUAUCCCUUGUUUAUGAAAUGUUUAUUUCUGAUCUUUGUGUCUGAAUGUUACAGGUAUGAUGUUACUGUAAUGGAAAACAUGCUACUGAUUUAUGAAAAGUUACAAUUCUAUAAGAAAUUAAACACAUUCAUGGCAAA